Molecule: messenger RNA, 4999 nt
Organism: Monomorium pharaonis (pharaoh ant)
Lineage: Eukaryota; Metazoa; Arthropoda; Insecta; Hymenoptera; Formicidae
Gene: Mnn1
Product: menin
Exons: 4
Coding region: 1407-3242 (611 amino acids)
Biological process (GO): negative regulation of cell cycle; regulation of transcription by RNA polymerase II; negative regulation of cell population proliferation
Cellular component (GO): nucleus; histone methyltransferase complex; chromatin
Molecular function (GO): transcription cis-regulatory region binding; Y-form DNA binding; chromatin binding
Source: RefSeq, a predicted model, not a curated record
AUUAAAGUUUCUGUUUAAAAAAUAAUCAAGUUAAAAUAAGUGAUUAAUCUUUUUACUGCUUACUAUCAAAUAUAAAUUUAGAAAAAUAAGUAACAAUAAGUUUUUAAAAAUUUCUUUUUCAAAUGCGUUAUGCCUUUCUGACGUUCCAUACAAAUAUUUUAUUUUACUAUUAUAUCUAAAAAAUAUUAAAAUGUAGAUUUAUAUACCACUUAAGUUAUACCAAUUUUAUUUUUUAUUUUAAAUGCAAGAAUAACUUUCAUUUUUAGCGACCAGAAGUAUAUGCUUUCAUAUUCGCAAUAUACCGAAUACCAAAAUUCUACAAGUGUUUCGCUUCUGUUUGAAGUGAAUAAAAAUAAUCUUUAAAUUUCUUCGCUACAACGAUGAUAUUUAAAUUAAGGAUUAACGCAUUUUUCUUUACGGAAUCGAAAACUAUUCGAAUUUUCGCUUCGGAGAGUGCAAAAGCGACCACUUGUACGUCACAAAACGGUAGAAACAAUUAACGUGACGACAUCACGUCAGACGAACAAUUAAUCUCCUCCCCCCAGGCAUAUCCCCUCUCCCUCGCCUCAUCGCGUAUCUAUUAUUUCCGAAAAAGCAGGAGGUUGAUUGGCCCGCGCGUGCAUAUACGCAUAUUUUCCGCGUCUAUUGCGCGUCGAAAAUCACAUCGUCGUACGGAAAGCGUAUGUACCGCCGCCGCCGUCGCCGCCGCCGGUGACCACGACGCGGCGCGACGGUGGCGAUCUCGAAUGCACGGAAAGUCGGUUCCCGUUUUGUCCCGUUCCCGAAAGCGGGGCUGGCUGCCUGGCUCGUCCAUCGCGCGCGCGAGGAACGGAGAAAUGUAGCGCCGCUGCUCCGGAGCACGGCUACGACGCGUCGCAGCAGCAGCAGCAGCGAGAGCAAGAGCGGGUGGCUAGGAUACGCGGGGGCAGGGAGAGGGAGGAGAAAGAGAGAGAGAGAGAGACGAGCGCGCAGCGCGAGCGCGGUCGCUGGCGGUUUUCGUCGUGCGGUGCGGUGGUGCGCUGGUGCGAGAGAGGAGCCGCGCGCAACGAGCCGGGUAACACGUAACACCGUUCGCUAGCAGCGGAGCAGCGGAGUAUUCGCGCGCGCGUUGGCCAAACGGAGUCGGCGGGUCCGACGCGAGUGACCGCCCGUGGCUGCGAGUUUCCGCCGUGCGUGAUUUCUGUCAGAAGUCGUGCGCCGAAACGCGAGAGGCCGUAUGAUGACGACGGGCCUGACACGGGCGUCGUAGAUCGGCCGUCGUCGUCGUCGUCGUCGCCGUCGCCGCUGCCGCUGUCGCCGCCACCAACGACGUACGUCGUUGCGUGCGUGCGUACGUGCGUGCGUGCGUCGCCGUGGUGUCCAACCUCUCGGAGUUCGGCGGGGCCAAACCACCUUCGACGUACGACAUGGCGGGCUUUCAUGACAGAGACAGGGCCCUGUUUCCGAUCCGAAGCAUCUCCGCGAUUGUGCAGAUCUUCAAGAAUCAGCUGGAGAACAGCGCCGAGCCGGACCUCGCGCUGCUCUCGAUCCUCAUCGGCGCGGUCGAGAACUCCCUUACGUGCAACCGCGUCUUCACGCCCCAGGAGAACGCCGUCUACGACGAGCCGAAGCUGCCGCCGGUCGAGUACCACAUCGCCGAGGCGCUCUACACCAAGUUCCACGCGGUGAUCAAGGGCGCCGUCGAUCUCACCGUCUACGACACCAAGUACGCCACCCGGGAGCUCGUCAAGAAGGUCUCCGACGUGAUAUGGAAUUCCCUCACCAGGAGCUAUUACAAGGACCGGGCGCACCUGCAGAGCCUCUACAGCUACCUCACGGCGAACAAGCUCGACUGUUACGGGGUCGCCUUCGCCGUGGUGGCUGGCUGCCAGGUCCUCGGCUUCAAGGACGUGCACCUUGCCAUGUCCGAGGAUCAUGCGUGGGUCGUGUAUGGAGAGGACGGUACGGAAACCGCGGAGGUUACAUGGCACGGUAAGGGAAACGAGGAUAAACGUGGGCAGCCGGUAGAGCCCGGUGUAGCGUCUCGAUCGUGGUUGUAUUUAAAUGGCCAGGCGAUGGUAUGCAGUCGUGCUUUGGAAGUGGCUACCAUAGUGUCGGCCAUAAAUCCUAGUCUUAACGCGACCACCGACGCGGCCGAAGUGGCGUUGCUCCAGCAGGAGUUACUGUGGCUGCUUUAUGACCUGGGCCAUCUAGCGAAAUAUCCCAUGGCACUUGGUAACCUGGCCGAGCUGGAGGAGGCUGCGCCUACACCUGGGAGACCACCGCCUAUAGAUCUCUUUCAGGAGGCCGUGAGAUCAGCGAGGAAAUACUAUGGAAACGCACAUGUCUAUCCUUACACUUAUCAAGGUGGAUAUCUGUACCGGCACGGACUACACGUCAACGCGUUCGCGUCGUGGGCCGAUGCCGCGGAUGUUUUGCGAAAAUACGAUUAUUCGCGGGACGACGGGGAGAUAUACAAGGAACUGCUGGAGAUUGCCAAUGAACUGAUACCGCACGCGGUACGCGUCGACGAGCGUCUGUUGCGGCAACCGCGCUGCUUCGCGUACCUGCUGCGAUUCUACGAUGGUAUUUGCCAAUGGGAGGAAGGCGCCAACACUCCCGUGCUGCACAUAGGUUGGGCCCGCCCACUCGUGAACACGAUUUCCAAGUUCGAUGCCAGUAUACGCGCUCAAGUCGUCAUCGAGUGCUACGAGACGGAGGUCAAGCAGAAGGAGGAGAGCGCGGCGCAAAAGAGGGAAACGAGUCCCGAGGAGACUUUGAACAACAACAAUAAUAAUUAUUGCAAAACGAAAGAGAGAGGAAACGCAGCGCGAGAUCUGAUCAAGAGCCUAGAGUCCAAAGUGCCCGCCAAUUCGGCGUCGACCCAUCCUAGUAUUCAAGCCCUAACGGCGGCUUGCAGCGAGAAGAUACUUAACAGAGAUUACCUACUGCAGGGCGGCGGCGAGCCAUUUGUUGCACCGCCAGACGACACUCUACCGCCGGCGGCGCCCUCCACCUCCAAGGAGAACAACGUGGUCGAGCCCAAGGUGGAGACCACCGAUUCGGAAAACGAGAAGCCGCGGAUAACGCUGUACAGUCAGAAGAUGAAGGGUCUCAAGGAUCUUUUGCUCGCGGAGAAGCUCAACACCCACGCGAUCUCGCUACAGCUUACCGCUCAGAGUCAGGUACAAAUCGGGAAGAAGUCGCGCGGCGGCGACGAUGUAGGAGUCAGUCAGCGUCCCAAGAGGACGCGCCGGGAAUAGUAUAAGAUCUUCGACCGACGUUUCGGUAUAGUGAAGUAUUGAAAGUGCCACCACCACACACAUACACACACACACACACACUUGUCAAAAGAGAUUAAACUCUCCGCUCCGCGUGCUCGCGUCGCGAGCGGAACGGUCAGACUAUCCGUUGCGCGGCCUACGCGCAAAACAGUCAUUAAGGUAUACCGACCUCUUCGCUCUCGGUAUCUGGCAUCCCGCCGGAUCCGGCACCUGGGGUGCGCGGGAGGAUUCUCCCUCCGGUUGGACUCCUCCGGAAUCUCGACUCGAGAGGCGUCGUGAUGAAUUUCGUGCCGUUUUUGAUUUUUGAAUGAAGCCCUCCACGGUGCUUUUCUCGUUUUGCAACGACGCCGCGGGUCUUUGCGAGACAACGUUUACGUUACCGUCGGGGAUAUAUCGCCGUUAGUAUAUAUAUAUAAAUAUAUAUUGAGUAUAAAGUAGAUAUGGAGAAAGAAAAAAAUUGUAGAAAAGUACAAAAAAGUUUUCCCCAACUCUCUUUAAAUUAAAUGGACGGAAUCGCGCGAGUCGGCUCCCCCAUUGUCUCGCUGAUCGUCGAACUCAUGAUUCGAGUGUGUAAAUAGUAUGUCUCUCUUGAUUCUUCCACAGUGCGUACAGAGCUGUGACUUGCGAUAUAAAAAUGCGGAGAAGGGGAGGGGGGAGUGGAAAAAGAAUCGAAAAUAUUGUACCUAAUCUGUCUCCACGGGUAGACCGAUCUUUUUGUGGAGCACAGUUAUUUAUUCUACGAAUUAUACAAUUUGUCGACGAUAUAUCGCCGGGGCGAAGAAGAUGCGUCGCUCUUUUGCGGUCGUCACUCUUUGUCAUACGUAUAUAUAAUCUCUUGUUGCACUCUUAUUUAUUGAUUCACGUUUUUUCUAUUUGAGCUAUUGCACUAUUGAUAAUUGCGCGAUUGACAAGUUGCCGUUAAUGUUUUUUACACUUGGUAGUUGAACCUUCUGUUAGAAUUACGCUUCUACGAUCUAGUAAGGGAAACACAUUCCACUCCGCAUGUGGUGCAAAUUAAUUAAGUUCUUACCUUAAGGUAUUUUAAGCAUAAAACUCUCGCUUAUUUUUAUAACUAUUUAUUUUCGGGAUAAUUGUAAGUAUCUAACAUUUGUAAGACUCCUCUAUUUUACUGUUUGUCGAUGAGAGGCGGAGAAUGAGCAUUAGACAGUUCGUCAUCCUGAUCUUUGAAUCUGAACCAUUCGCGAGUAUGCGAGACGACGUUUAUUUCGAAAGAGAAUAAGAAGGCGCGCUUUAGCAUAGCGAAUUUUAUUAGCGAAUUGCGUGUCGUUUGAUUAUCAGUCGUGUGCACAAUCUCUUUUCCGUUUUAAUAACAUAGGUUAUUGACGUGUUUAUUAUUUAUUGUCUGGUAAUGGACUUGAGAAUUGGCGCUUACAUUCGCCCGCUCUAGAAAUUUGUAUUCAUUUAUCUCUCGUCCUUUUUUAAUCUGUCGUGAAUGAAGGAAAAAUAAAACAGAAUGGCGAUUCUUACGAUCGCUCUUACGGUCGCACUCGCGAUUAUGUGACUAUGAUCGUGUUUAGUUAAUCGUUGACUCACGCGCAGAACCAGAGUAGACAUUCCGGCUGUUAAUCAUCUUCAAUCCGAAAUGCAGUUCUACGUUUCACCCUAUCCAAAUUUUUAAUUAAUACUCUUUCUCUCUCUUUCUCUCUCUCCUCACUUUCGUGCAGGCGACUGAAGUACUCUACGGUCGCCCUGUGUCCGUAGUACGUAAAAAAAAA